Cebus imitator (Panamanian white-faced capuchin) is the source of this 2037-nucleotide messenger RNA. RefSeq names its product replication factor C subunit 3 (gene RFC3). The coding region runs from base 126 to 839 and encodes 237 amino acids. The record is from RefSeq and is a predicted model, not a curated record. Gene Ontology annotation, molecular function: DNA binding; DNA clamp loader activity. Gene Ontology annotation, cellular component: DNA replication factor C complex; nucleus. Lineage: Eukaryota; Metazoa; Chordata; Mammalia; Primates; Cebidae. The transcript has 7 exons. Gene Ontology annotation, biological process: DNA repair; DNA-templated DNA replication.
CAGCUGCGACCGGUAGUGACGUCACGAGAUCCGGAGCUCGCGGGAAAUUUUGUCUCUGUGUGGCGGUGAGGAACGCGCGCUCGCGCGGGAUUUUCAAGCGUAGGAACCUGGGAACUGGAGGUGCCAUGAGCCUCUGGGUGGAUAAGUAUCGGCCCUGCUCUUUGGGACGGCUGGACUAUCACAAGGAGCAGGCGGCCCAGCUGCGCAACCUGGUGCAGUGUGGUGACUUUCCUCAUCUCCUAGUGUAUGGACCAUCAGGUGCUGGGAAAAAGACAAGAAUUAUGUGUAUUCUACGUGAACUUUAUGGUGUUGGAGUGGAAAAAUUGAGAAUUGAACAUCAGACCAUCACAACUCCAUCUAAAAAAAAAAUUGAAAUCAGCACCAUUGCAAGUAACUACCACCUUGAAGUUAAUCCUAGUGAUGCUGGAAAUAGUGACCGAGUAGUAAUUCAGGAGAUGUUGAAAACAGUGGCACAAUCACAGCAACUUGAAACACACUCUCAAAGGGAUUUUAAAGGUAUGGAGGUGUAUCUGAGGGAGACUGCAAAUGCUAUUGUCAGUCAGCAAACUCCACAAAGGCUCCUUGAAGUUCGUGGAAGGCUAUAUGAGCUUCUAACUCAUUGUAUUCCUCCUGAGAUAAUAAUGAAGGGCCUUCUCUUAGAACUGUUACAUAAUUGUGAUGGACAACUGAAAGGGGAAGUGGCCCAAAUGGCAGCUUAUUAUGAACAUCGUCUACAGCUGGGUAGCAAGGCCAUUUAUCACUUGGAAGCAUUUGUGGCCAAAUUCAUGGCACUUUAUAAGAAGUUCAUGGAGGAUGGAUUGGAAGGCAUGAUGUUCUGACUUUUAUCAGUUAUUCUUGCAAAGAUUUCUCAAUAUCAUUAUUUACAUACAGCUUAUAUUAAGACUUGAGGGUAAAUUUACUUAAUCAUGUUGUAUUUGUGUUUUUUUGGUAAUAACUUCUCUGUGAACUAUUAAUCAUCCUCUAAGUUAAAUAAUUUUUGCUAUACUAUUGAAUUAUGUAGUUUUGUACAUAUCUUAGAGACUUUAGAGUCUAGGAAAAUGAUUUUAAUUUGCUUUAAACAUUUGUUAUUCAGGUAUUCAUUGUUGAUCCUCCUAUUCUCUUCCGUCUAAUGUCUCACCUGCUAAAAGAGAUUUAUACAUCAGAAAGCAAAGAUUAUGUUCGUUUAUCCAGAUGACCAUUUUCUGCCACAGGUAACAUGAUUGUCUGACAGGUCAUUAUAUUGAAUUCUAGUUUCUCUUAGUGAAUAAUUACAUUUUUGUAGGAAAUGUAAGAAUUCAUUCUGAAACAUAAUUGUUAAUAUGAACAAAAUUACAAGUACCAUUUCUGUUGAGACUGCAGAUUUCCAACUUUUAUUUCAGUGGUUCAGAUUAGUGUUAGGUCACUACUAAGAAAUAAGCAUGUUUUCAUUAAUUUAAGUACUUCAAACUCUUGAAGAAAAUUCAGAAUGUAAGAAUGGUAUGUUAUUGUAGUAAUUACUCUUUGAACAGGUUUAGUGUUUUGUCAUUAGUUCUGCCCUUUGGAUCAUUUUUUAAUUAAAUUCUUCGGUUCGUGGUCCAAAGGGUUUACUUGACAAAUUUGUGUGAUAGACUCUGAACAAUUCCUUUCCUCUGAAGUAUAAUUUAUGAAAUAAAAUGUACCAAUUUUAAGGGUACAGUUUGAUUUUUAACUAGUGAAACUAUGAUCCCAAUCAAGAUAUAGACGCCAUCACCCCAAAAAGCUCUCUGCAUAUCCCUUUGCAGUCAGUUCAUUCCUACCCUAGGCCCAGAUAACCACUGAUCUUGUCAUUAUAGAUGAGUUUUGCCAGUUCAAGAACUUAAGGAAAUCAAAUAUUGUAAGCAUUCUCAUGUAAUACUUCAUUCUCUCUCAUUAUUGAGAUUCAUCCAUAUUGUUGAAUGUUUCACUAAUUUUUAUUGUUCAGCAUUUUUGUAUAUACUUUUAAAGCCCAUUCACUUGUUGGUGGAUCUUUGGUUUGUUUCCAGGUUUGGUUAUUAUGAAUAAAGUUGCUGUGAAUCCUUA